This is a messenger RNA of Drosophila albomicans, 3270 nucleotides long. It is a transcript of the gene gro, whose product is annotated as protein groucho. NCBI's taxonomy places the organism in Eukaryota, Metazoa, Arthropoda, Insecta, Diptera, Drosophilidae. The transcript has 14 exons. Gene Ontology annotation, cellular component: transcription regulator complex; nucleus. The coding region runs from base 597 to 2792 and encodes 731 amino acids. Gene Ontology annotation, biological process: regulation of DNA-templated transcription; negative regulation of canonical Wnt signaling pathway. Gene Ontology annotation, molecular function: protein binding; transcription corepressor activity. The record is from RefSeq and is a predicted model, not a curated record.
GUAGCGAGUCGGUCGGUCGGUCGGUUGAAGAGGCCAAGAGUUUUUACGGGCGAAAUUCGAGUAAAAAUUACGUUUUUUUGCACUGAAAAAAGUCGGCUAGUGCAAAUAUCAGUGCUGUGUAUUCGUGCGCACUCGAAAAGUGGCAAUAAAAUGUGCAAUUGUGCGGCUAGCUAAAAGCUUAAAUGUAAAUUGGAUACCCGCAAAACCGCUAGACAACAACAAUAUGGAAACGCUGGAGUUGAAUUAAAUAUAAAAAAAUAACAAAAAUUAAAAACCAAAACCUAACAAUAGCAAUAAAAACGCUUGCAAAAUUAUUUUAUACAUGCUCCUCCGGUGCUCAGUGCUGCUAAUUUUGGGCAGAGGAGAGUUUAAUCUCGGGCAGCGGUGCGCUGCCAACAGGAAGGAAGAGGAAGCAUAAUCCACUCUAACUUAUCCGCAGGCCGCAGCUAAAUAAUAUAUAAAAAUAAAAAAAAAAAAUACAUACUACAAACACGGUUAUUUGUUGUUGUUCCGUUCGUCGUUCUUGGACAACCAUCAAGUAUCAACAAUAAAGUAACAACACCAACAACAAGCAGCAGCAACCAACAACAACAACAAUGUACCCCCAACCGGUGCGUCACCCCGCCGCCGGGGGACCACCACCUCAGGGCCCAAUCAAAUUUACCAUUGCCGAUACAUUGGAGCGCAUCAAGGAGGAGUUCAAUUUUCUGCAGGCGCAAUAUCACAGCAUCAAAUUGGAGUGCGAGAAGCUGGCAACAGAAAAGACAGAAAUGCAGCGCCAUUAUGUUAUGUACUAUGAAAUGUCCUACGGCCUUAAUGUGGAAAUGCACAAGCAAACGGAAAUCGCCAAGCGUCUAAACACACUGAUCAAUCAGCUACUUCCAUUCCUACAGGCCGAUCACCAGCAGCAAGUGCUGCAGGCGGUAGAACGUGCGAAGCAGGUCACAAUGCAGGAGUUGAAUCUGAUCAUAGGGCAUCAGCAGCAACAUGGAAUACAACAACUUUUACAACAAAUACACGCACAACAGGUGCCUGGAGGGCCGCCACAGCCGAUGGGCGCACUGAAUCCAUUUGGCGCCUUAGGUGCCACAAUGGGCCUGCCACAUGGUCCACAAGGUUUGCUCAAAGCGCCGCCAGAUCAUCACAGGCCGGAUAUAAAGCCAACUGGAUUGGAGGGACCAGCGAGCGCCGAAGAGCGUUUGCGCAAUUCGGUUUCACCAGCGGAUCGUGAGAAAUAUCGUACCCGUUCGCCCCUGGACAUUGAGAAUGACCCGAAGCGUUUAAAAAAUGAGAAACUGCAAGACGAUGAAGGCGAGAAAAGCGAUCAAGAUUUAGUCGUAGAUGUUGCAAAUGAAAUGGAAUCCCACUCACCACGACCCAAUGGCGAGCACGUGUCCAUGGAGGUUCGCGAUCGUGAGAGCUUAAAUGGCGAGCGUCUGGACAAACCGGGAAGCAGUGGCAUUAAACAAGAACGGCCGCCCUCACGUUCCGGCUCCAGUUCGUCGCGUUCCACACCCAGCCUCAAGACAAAAGAUAUGGACAAGCCGGGUACACCGGGAGCGAAGGCACGUACACCGACACCAAACGCUGCCGCACCAUCUCAGGGCCCAAAUCCUAAACAAAUGAUGCCACAAGGUGGCCCACCGCCGGCUGGGUAUCCAGCGUCGCCGUAUCAGCGACCGGCCGAUCCCUAUCAGCGUCCGCCAUCGGAUCCCGCCUAUGGACGACCGCCGCCAAUGCCGUACGAUCCGCAUGCGCAUGUACGAACAAACGGCAUUCCACAUCCCUCGGCACUAACUGGUGGAAAGCCUGCAUACUCUUUCCAUAUGAACGGCGAGGGCAGCUUGCAGCCGGUGCCUUUCCCGCCGGAUGCGUUGGUGGGCGUCGGCAUACCGAGACAUGCGCGGCAAAUUAAUACGUUAUCACAUGGCGAGGUCGUGUGUGCGGUUACAAUUUCAAAUCCUACAAAAUACGUUUAUACGGGUGGCAAGGGUUGCGUCAAGGUGUGGGACAUCUCGCAGCCGGGCAACAAAAAUCCCGUUAGCCAGCUGGAUUGCCUGCAGCGCGAUAAUUACAUACGCUCAGUGAAACUGCUGCCGGAUGGACGCACACUUAUUGUCGGUGGCGAGGCAUCGAAUCUAUCCAUAUGGGAUUUGGCCAGUCCAACGCCACGCAUUAAGGCCGAGCUAACCUCAGCGGCGCCUGCAUGUUAUGCGCUCGCCAUCAGUCCCGAUUCGAAGGUGUGCUUCUCAUGCUGCAGCGAUGGCAACAUUGCCGUUUGGGACUUGCACAAUGAGAUACUGGUGCGUCAGUUCCAGGGCCACACGGACGGUGCCUCGUGCAUUGACAUUAGUCCGGAUGGCUCGCGAUUAUGGACUGGCGGCUUGGAUAACACUGUGCGCUCGUGGGAUUUGCGCGAGGGUCGUCAACUACAACAACACGAUUUCAGUUCUCAAAUAUUCUCGCUUGGCUAUUGUCCAACAGGUGACUGGCUGGCCGUUGGCAUGGAGAAUUCACAUGUGGAAGUAUUGCAUGCAUCAAAACCGGACAAGUAUCAGCUGCAUUUGCACGAGAGUUGUGUGCUGUCGCUGCGAUUUGCCACCUGCGGCAAAUGGUUCGUUUCCACCGGCAAAGACAACCUGCUUAACGCAUGGCGAACACCUUACGGUGCCAGUAUAUUCCAGUCAAAGGAAACAUCAUCCGUACUUAGCUGCGACAUAUCAACUGACGACAAAUAUAUUGUGACGGGUUCGGGCGAUAAGAAGGCUACUGUCUAUGAAGUUAUUUAUUAAAUGAAAAACACACACACAUACACAACAGAGGAAAUCCACACUUUUCAUUUUGUAAUAAGCGCAUAUAGGUUUUUAUUACAACUACAAAAAGAAAACAAACAACACACAAGAGAAGAAUACACAACCCAUGUUCGAUAGCUAGAAACAACAAGAACAACACGAACAUAAGCAUCAACAGAAAGCAGAGCAACGGCAGCAGCGCCAUGCAUAAAAGAGAGCGAAGCAAAAAGAAAAAUUCUAUAAUAUAAAUAUAUUAAAACAAAAACAAACAAGAAAGAAAAGAAAAAUCUAAAAAUUUAAGCGUACUUCUAGCUACUAAGCUUAAGCUAAGUCCAAUAAAAAGUUGAACACAAAUUGCAAAGUAAAACAAAAAGAAAACUAAACGUAAAACAAAAUAAUAAUACGAAAACAUAAUAAUAUUGUAAUAAUAAUGAUGCAAAGCGAGAAAAUGGAAAACUAUAAAUAACAAACAAACAAA